UGUCCAGUGUUUCUUCAUUCCCUGCACCGCACCGCACCGGACCGAGCAGAUGGUUGUGGCGUCCAUUUGUUCCAGAACUUUUCACAAAUCCCUCUCCUUCAGCUCCAGCUUCGCUCGGAAGCUCUCUCCCUCUGCUUCUCGCCUCCAGGUUCGUUCAAUCAUGGCUGACUCUGCGUUCAAGAAGGUUCAGAUUCAGAGAGACGACACUGCAUUUGAUGCAUACGUGGUUGGAAAAGAAGAUGCUCUUGGGAUUGUUGUGCUUCAGGAGUGGUGGGGUGUUGACUUUGAGAUUAAGAAUCAUGCUCUGAAAAUUUCUCAAUUUGAUCCUGGCUAUAAAGCUCUCAUCCCAGAUUUAUAUCGGGGAAAAAUUGGUCUAGAUGUUGCCAAAGCACAACAUUUGAUGGAUGGUCUUGAUUGGCAAGGUGCUGUUAAGGAUAUUCGUGCUUCAGUAAACUGGCUCAAAGAAAAUGGUUCAAAAAAGGUUGGUGUAACUGGAUUCUGCAUGGGUGGUGCUCUAUCUAUUGCUAGUUCUGUCUUGGUCCCUGAGGUUGAUGCUGUUGUAGCAUUCUAUGGAGUUCCUUCCUCACAGCUUGCAGAUCCAUCAAAUGCCAAGGCACCUGUUCAGGCUCAUUUUGGCGAACUUGAUAGCUUUGUUGGCUUCUCAGAUGUGACGGCUGCUAAAGGAUUGGAAGAAAAGCUGAAAGCAUCGGGAGUUCCAUACGAGGUACACGUUUAUCCGGGCAAUGGGCACGCUUUCAUGAACAGGUCACCGGAGGGUGUGCAGAGGAGGAAAAGCAUGGGGAUGGCUGGCGAAGAUGAAGUGUCGGCUGAGCUCGCCUGGUCUCGCUUCCGGUCCUGGAUGAGCUGCUACCUAUCGUCCUCCUAAAUACCGCGUGCUAAUUUCUGUUAUGCUUAAUGCUUCUAAUCUAGACGUGACAUAAUAAAAUCUGGCCUCUAAUCUAAUCUUAGUGGGUGAUUAGAGGCUUUGAGCUGUGCUGUUCUUGCUUUGCAUGGACCAUGAGUGAGUGAGUGUGUAUAUGAUGGAACUUUUGAGAAAUCUCUUUCGGAUUCUGAGAAUAUAUAUAUAUAUAUAUAUGUCUUUGAAUCUA
This is a messenger RNA of Diospyros lotus (date-plum), 1109 nucleotides long. RefSeq lists its product as uncharacterized. The transcript is spliced from 5 exons. Gene Ontology annotation, molecular function: hydrolase activity. The coding region runs from base 50 to 886 and encodes 278 amino acids. NCBI's taxonomy places the organism in Eukaryota, Viridiplantae, Streptophyta, Magnoliopsida, Ericales, Ebenaceae. The record is from RefSeq and is a predicted model, not a curated record.